AUGGAAGCUGCCGCAAGCGCUAUAGCUGUUAUCCAGCUAGCAACUCAUGUCUUGCAUCUCACCGUUAACUUCUACCUUGAAGUGAAAGACGCCCGCAAGGAGAUACAAUGGCUUGAAGGAGAAGUCAGCGACCUCCAGGCCACACUUCGAAAGAUAGUUGAUCUGUUUGACGAUGCCAGCGACCCUAAGGCAGUUGAGCGCCUGCCAGCCUUUGCGUUAUUAUUAGGGGAAGAUGGAGCGUUGGCAAGAUGCCAGGCAGAGCUGCUUGGAGUUGCUAGCAGGCUAGAAAAGUCUGGCGGCGGGAGCAGCGAUGUUACAGGCCACAAAAGGAAGAAUCCGAUGAGACAGUUCGGUGUCCGGGCCUUGAAGUGGCCAUUUACCAGCAAGGAAAUCAAAAGCAGCGUUGAAGUACUCGAAAGAUGCAAGUCUAGUUUCAACUUGGCCUUGACGGCUGACCAAACGAAGCUAUCUCUCGAUACAAAUCGCCUGGUUGUGGAGCUGGGGAAAGAUAUAUCUGCCAGCCGAAACGAACAGCAGAAGGGGGAGUAUCGAGCUAAGAUUAUCCAGUGGCUUUCCACCGUGGAGCAAGGCAUAAACUGGUCAAACCAUGAAGACGCACGAAAGAAGCACUCACGGGGGACGGGUGAAUGGGCAAUAGAGCAUCAAGCGUUCAAGGAAUGGAAGAACACCAACCCUUCCAUCCUCUGGAUGCAUGGGAAACCGGGAAGCGGCAAAACUGUCCUCAGUUCCUCCAUCAUCGAACAUCUUCGAGAGGAGUACGACUCGCGACCUGAUGUCCUCUUAUCAUAUUUUUACUUUGACUUUGGAACACCCGCAAAGCAAAGCGCUACAAAUUGCUUACGAUACCUUCUCUCAAGGCUUGUUACCAAAUCACUGGAGGUUCCCCACGAACUCAGAGACCUUUACGUGAAGAAGUGCAACUUUGGAAGCGAAACACCCGCGUUAUUAGACCUAACCGCCAUCUUCAAGUUAUUUGCGGAAUCUAAAGAUGUCCAGAACAUUUUCCUUGUGAUUGAUGCUCUAGAUGAAUGCCCGGCCCACAACAGGCAGGAACUGCUAGAUUUUCUUCGGACGAUAUCUUCUUGGUCUCCUUCAAACUUACAUGUAUUCCUCACAAGCAGGCCAGAGAGUGACAUCAAAGAGGCCCUCUCCCCUAUCUCUAUUGUUACGAGUGUAUCUGUGGGUGGCUCAUCUAUAACGCGGGAUAUAACAAAUCAUAUCCGAUCCCAGCUCUCUUCCGAGCCGGCAUUGAAGAAGCUUCCAAUAAAACUAAAAUCUGAGAUAGAGAGCAAACUAAUAGCUGAUGCUGAUGGCAUGUUUCGAUGGGUAGAUUGUCAGCUCAACGAAUUGAAACGAUGCAGGACAAAGGCUCUAUUAAUAAAGACGCUAGAGACCCUUCCGAAGACCCUGGACGGCACCUAUGAACGAAUUCUACAAAGUAUUCCUACUAAUUAUCAAGACUAUGCUCGCCGCGCACUCUGGUGGUUAGUAGAAGCGCGGAGACCACUGAGCGUAGGAGAAGUCGCUGAAGCUGCUGUCCUGGACUCCGACGAUGAAAUCCCGUUUGACCCCGAAGCCCGAUUUUUUAACCCACAGGAGGAUAUCCUUGAGAUUUUAGGAAGCCUCGUAUCGGUGGCUCAGAGAAAGCCUGAUAAUGACGAUGGUGAUGAGGAAGUUCGUAGCACACGGAGCGCAGCUUCAGCGAAUGAAGGAUGCGGCGAGCUUCGACUGUCACACUUUUCCGUUAAGGAGUAUCUGAUUUCAGCCCACCCAUUGAGCUGUGAAAACCCUUUAGUCGGCAAGUUUUAUGUUGACAAGGCUCUUGUUAGUAGCUUCAUCCUUCGUAGCUGCCUGCAAUAUAUCUUUCACUACACCGAGUCAGACAGUAGGGCCGCCACCAAAGAUGAUUUGGAUGAAUUUCCACUACUCCGUUAUGCAUGCGAAUUUUGGUUUGCCUACUCUACAGCCGCAAUCGAUGAUGAAGUUGCUGCGUUGUCUAAGAACCUUUUUACAUCAGAAUGUCAAUUACAGGCAUGGCUUCUUGUUUAUACUCCGGGACAACCAAAGAAGGAUCUCUUUCAGCCCCCUGAUGAACCAGGUAAAGCACUUCAUUACGCCUGUUAUCUAGGCCUGACUAGGGUCGCCCAAUACCUACUAGAGAGGGGUGCCACUGUUAAUUGCACCACCGAGAGCGGUGUGACCCCCUUACACCAGGCAGCUGAGAGAGGGCAUAUAGAAGUUGUCAACCUUCUUCUACGCUUCGAUCAAAGUGUCAACUAUUCGACAAGGGGAGGGCGGACCCCGCUACAUGUGGCAUGUAGCCGUGGGCAUGCUGGAGUUGUGGAAAUACUUCUUUGUGCAAAGGCGGAUAUAGAAUCAAAAGAUGCCGACCUUUGGACACCGCUAUAUUGGGCUGCCGAGGGUAGGCAUGAGGACAUUGUUCAGAUCCUCCUUAAGCAAGGCGCGGACCCCAACGCAAGAACUAUGAGCGGAGGAACCGCUCUCCACCAGGUAUGUGGAAGGGGGUAUACUACAAUAGCCCAACGUCUGCUAGAUUCUGGUGCGGAGGUGAAUGUUGCAACGAGCUGGGGUCGGACUCCGCUACACCAAGCUGCUGCCGGUGGUUCAUUGGAAGUGGUAAAGCUUCUGCUGGACCAUGGAGCAGAUCCGAAUGCCGUGGACAGAUCAUAUAGCUUCCCGGCUUUUCUUGCCGAGGAAAACUUUCAUAACAACAUAGUGGACUUGCUUCGUCCCCUUACGCGGUUGAAAGACCCACUGGACAGUUCUGAAGACGAUAGGUAA
Messenger RNA from Microsporum canis CBS 113480, 2823 nucleotides. Its product is annotated as ankyrin repeat protein. The record is from RefSeq and is a predicted model, not a curated record. The coding region runs from base 1 to 2823 and encodes 940 amino acids. Gene Ontology annotation, molecular function: transcription cis-regulatory region binding; protein binding. Gene Ontology annotation, biological process: positive regulation of transcription by RNA polymerase II. Gene Ontology annotation, cellular component: nucleus. The transcript has 3 exons. Lineage: Eukaryota; Fungi; Ascomycota; Eurotiomycetes; Onygenales; Arthrodermataceae.